GAUAAGGCUGAGAAACCCUUUUGCCUCACUGCCCAGCUUCUACCUCCCAGCUCAGCAGGUGCCUUUGACUUUGCUGAUGGACUCAUGGCAGACGGCUUCUCGCAUGUACCAGUGCUGUGAUUCCUCUGUGCCCUCUCUCCCAGGUAAACUUCUGGACCUGAGAGAUGUCCUGCUACAACCAGUGCCAGCCCUGCCAGCCCUGUGGCCCGACUCCACUGGCCAACAGCUGCAAUGAGCCCUGCGUCAGGCAGUGCCAGAACUCCACCGUUGUCAUCCAGCCCUCCCCCGUGGUGGUGACCCUGCCUGGCCCCAUCCUCAGCUCCUUCCCGCAGAACACCGUUGUGGGCUCCUCCACCUCCGCUGCUGUUGGCAGCAUCCUCAGCUGUGACGGAGUCCCCAUCAACUCCGGGUGCUGUGACCUCUCCUGCAUCACCAGCCGCUACUGUGGCAGAAGGUGCCCCCCCUGCUAAAGCCCCUGGUGACAGCCCGGGCAAGGACCACCCCAAAACCAGCAGCGGAUGCUGAACUGAGGACAGAGCUCCCGGCCAUUCAUUUCAGAGAGGCUGAACAUCCAGUGCUGCCCUUCCAAAGGAGGGCAGCGGAGGCCCUCUGAAAACAUGGCCAAAGUCUAAAUCCCCUGCCUUCCACUACCUCCGAUCUCUUUCUUGCCUUCUUUUGUUCUUCUGGGCCGUAAGAUCCCCAGACC
Harpia harpyja (harpy eagle) is the source of this 706-nucleotide messenger RNA. Its product is annotated as feather keratin Cos2-3. NCBI's taxonomy places the organism in Eukaryota, Metazoa, Chordata, Aves, Accipitriformes, Accipitridae. The transcript has a single exon. The record is from RefSeq and is a predicted model, not a curated record. Bases 165 to 470 code for a protein of 101 amino acids. Gene Ontology annotation, molecular function: structural constituent of cytoskeleton. Gene Ontology annotation, cellular component: intermediate filament.